This is a messenger RNA of Oikopleura dioica, 1236 nucleotides long. NCBI's taxonomy places the organism in Eukaryota, Metazoa, Chordata, Appendicularia, Copelata, Oikopleuridae. The record is from the annotation of a GenBank genome assembly.
AUGGCCUGGAGGAGGGAGAAAGAGUGCAACUGGAUCGAGCAUGAGUUCAACAAAAACAAGACGACCUCAAUCGUUUUAUACAAGUGUAAACUACAGAAGAGCUUGGACAUCGGGAAAAUGAACGACGCUUGGGAAUAUACUGUGCGUGACCAUGAGAACUUAUCGAAGACGAUUCGUAUGGAAGAAAGAAAGACUAGCAGCGUUUUCAUGAAUGCGAAUCAACCCUUGGGAGAGUCGCACAAAAAGAUCGAAUAUCUCAAAAACAUCGACAUUCCAGCAUUUUUAGAGCAGAUCACAAAUCAAGACGAUGAAAUUACAUUGAAGGCGGUUCCGUUCCGUCUUUGGAUCAUUAUCAACAAUGAAGGAUUUAGAAAUAUAAAGCAAGACAAAUUAUGGAUUUGCUUCAAAUUGCCACGCUCGAUGGCGGACAAUAAGUCCAUGCAGAUUGUUGUCAACGAUCUUCUUCAACACUACGACGGGGCUUAUUGGCAUCAGGGGAUGACAAUUAGCAGUACUUACAAAGGCAAAAUCUUUGAGACCCAAGAUAUCAAAAUUGAAGCUCACGAUAACAGAAAACAACAGCUCAAGCAUUUUCAUGGUGGUCUUAACAUUCCAGUCUCGCGAGGAGAAGUAUAUAAAAUGACCGAUCCCUGUGGAGUCUUGACCGCAUCAAUCAAGCUACACGAUGAUUACAAGAAUCCAACAGAAAGACAAAGAUUUAUCUGCAAAGCGAUGGUUGCUUCGAUUUUCGGGAUGUGCGAAAUGCGAGUUGUGAAUAAGAAUUCCAUCAGUCCGAGACUCCCUCUUCUCGACUUCGAAGUUGACUUUGACUUCCGAAAUCUCCACGGGAACUUUUCUGACGGCAAUGUAUCUUAUGAAAAUACGAUGGGAAACUUUUCCUUUGAUAUUAAUUACUUAAUCACAAAGAAACAAAAGAUACAAGAAGCAAAAGGAAUCCACGAUUAUAUUUGGAAACAAUUCUUUGAAGACGAACAAACUAAUUUGAUGACUUUUGAAUCAAGAAUCUUCGAAGAAUACCCAGCAAAAGAGAAACACGCAAAGAGCGCAACUCUUCUCGUUCAACUAUUCGUCCCAAUAAUCAAGGCUUCACGCGUUCGGUUGCAUUCAGUUUUAAUUUUUUCGAAGAAACAAAUUUCAAAGCGCGAACCGGUCGUACUCAUAAUUUGUGCGAUGUUCAAAACGUUUACUUUGCUGGUGGACACCAUACACCCCUGA